Papaver somniferum (opium poppy) is the source of this 1479-nucleotide messenger RNA. RefSeq names its product elongation factor P-like. The record is from RefSeq and is a predicted model, not a curated record. Gene Ontology annotation, biological process: peptide biosynthetic process; translational elongation. Gene Ontology annotation, molecular function: translation elongation factor activity. NCBI's taxonomy places the organism in Eukaryota, Viridiplantae, Streptophyta, Magnoliopsida, Ranunculales, Papaveraceae. The transcript is spliced from 14 exons. Bases 317 to 1186 code for a protein of 289 amino acids. Gene Ontology annotation, cellular component: cytoplasm.
CCCGUGCAUAGCACGGGCGAUAAACUAGUAAUACUGAAAAAGAAACCUCCGUGCCGUAAGGCAGCCAUUGAAGCUCCGGUCAUCCUUGAUACCGUGGCUAACAUUUUUAUACGGCCUCUACUCCAUUUCCAUUGCCGUGCAAACCACUGCUCGGCCAUCAUUAUCUCUAACUCACUGGUAUCUCCGUAAAAUUUCGUUGUCAAAAUCUGUGAUCUCGGGGCUGAGUUGAAUGUACUUUGCCAUAGGUAACUGUAAGCUUACUUACGUGCUCAUCCCCCUGUAAUACUUAAUAGCUAUUGAGACAGAGAGAUUGAGAAUGAGGAUGAAAGGGAGUUUGACUAAUAUCUUCAGACGAAGAUAUCGUGCAGCUCUUCAAGAUUUAGAAAGAUCAACAGAAGUUUUAAAGUCCGAACACAAACACCAGCACACUAAGAUUCCUCAUUAUCUGAACAUAAAAGAACUUGGUUUACUGGGAAAUUCAGUUUACAAAGGACCUUUUUACAGAAGCAUCACAACUCUCACGGCAUCACUACAAAAUUACCAGACCAUCUCACCUAAUAAUAGUUCGCUUUCGUGUGGUACCUUUGACAAACCAUGGUCCGCUUCCCAACACCGUGGAGUUAAAGUUUUAGGCACUGAUGUCAGAAGCGGGAAUGUCAUCCAAAGGAAAGGACGUAUUUAUCAGGUUCUUAAAGCACAACACACACAGCAGGGAAGAGGAGGAGCAAUAAUACAGGUGGAAUUACGUGAUGUUGACAGUGGAAACAAAGUGACCGAAAGAUUUCGCACCGAUGAGGCUAUGGAAAGAGUUUUUGUCGAAGAGAAAUCUUUCACCUAUUUGUACACCAUAGGCGAGUCAGUAACACUAAUGGAGCCUGAAACAUAUGAACAAAUGGAGGUAACGAAGGACUUGUUUGGCAAGGCUUCUGCAUACCUAAAAGAGGAUAUGAAAGUCAGCUUGCAAUUAUAUGAUGGUAAAGUGAUGUCUGCUACUAUUCCACCACGGGUGACAUGUACUGUUGCUGAAGCAAAAGGCAAUAUGAAGGGGCUGACUGUCACACCUCAGUAUAGAAGAGUUUUGCUGGAAAAUGGUCUUACAGUGCAAGCGCCUCCAUUCAUUGAAGUUGGUGAUCAGAUAAUUGUCAAUACAGUCGAUGACUCAUAUGUCACUAGGGCGAAGGAGUGAAGUUUUGAAGGUGAUGGUCUUGGAGCUGUUGCUGCUUCUAUUGCUACCCCCAAAUAAAAGGGCCACUACUAAAAAUAAUUUAAACAAUUUUGGAAAGUGAUAUAAACAUGUUCUUAUGUCAAAUUAAUUAAUAAUUUUUUUACCAAGGUGGCAUUUUAAUCCAUAUGGCCAAGUCUCAUGGACAUGGUUUUUAAAAUCGCCCAAUUCGCGAUUCGAAUCGAUAAAUUCGAACUUGAUUCACUUCGGAACAUUAAAUCGUAUUCCAUUUUAAAUAUACAAUUUUGAUUGUUUUA